Messenger RNA from Harmonia axyridis, 1854 nucleotides. Its product is annotated as KICSTOR complex protein ITFG2-like. Gene Ontology annotation, cellular component: KICSTOR complex. Gene Ontology annotation, molecular function: protein binding. The coding region runs from base 152 to 1654 and encodes 500 amino acids. Lineage: Eukaryota; Metazoa; Arthropoda; Insecta; Coleoptera; Coccinellidae. The transcript is spliced from 8 exons. Gene Ontology annotation, biological process: regulation of TOR signaling. The record is from RefSeq and is a predicted model, not a curated record.
UUUGGACCAGUAUCUCUUGGACUAAUCACUGCUAAAGCUACAUGUAUCGUUUGGCCUCCUUCUCGUUGGCAGUUUCUCAGUUCGUCCCUUCCUGAAUCAAGAUUACCUCUGAACCUUUCUCCUCCUACUUUGUUAUAUUCUGCAAUACAACAUGCGUGCAAUCUCAUUAGUCAAUCGAAUUGAGUUUGAGUUUAGGGGAAACGUUGCUAGGAAUGCAAUAGUAUUAGGUGAUUUAGAUAACGAUGGAUCCAAUGAAUUGGUAAUUGGGAGCGAUAAUGGAAAAGUUGCUAUAUUCAAGGGAAGAAGAAAAUUUCAAGUUAUUUCAAAUUUGAGUUUUGUUAGUUGCAUAGCUAUUGGUGAUAUAUUUAACGAGAAACAAAAUAAUCUAGUGAUAGUCACUGCUGAUGGUUGGUGUUAUAUUUAUAAGGCAAUUAUAAGGAAGAAAGUAGUUGAAUAUGAAGAAACAGCGGUUGAAGAUGUGGAUGCGAUUGAUGGACAGGUCUUUUCCGGAGAAAGCACAGAUGGUUUGAAAGAUGAUCAACCUGUUUCAUCAAAUAAAUUCUAUAAAGAAACAGAGGAUGAAGACGAAAUGUUGCUCACCUGUGUGCAUACACAGCGUAUUCCCGCCAAUUCUAAAGAUAUUUUAUUAGCUGAUGUAAAUGGAGAUGGGUCUAUAGAAAUGGUCUUGGGACUUACAGAUCGCGUAGUGCGUUCCUAUAGAUGGAUUCCUAACGUAGGAACAAGAAAUAAAUCUUUCAGUUCUACUUCUAGUUCCGAAGAAAAGGAGAAUAAAGUGGAUAACUGUUUAGGUAAAUUGGUAGCCUUGAACAAAUGGGAAUGCGCCAACCAGAUAGGCUCAAUAACUCUGCAUCAUUCAGAGGAUGGGCAGCCUUCCCUUCUGAUCGCCCAACCUGGGGGUACGUUCAUGCGCAUCAAAUGUCCUUGUGAACAGACCUGGAGACAGGACCUCGAGAAUUCGGAGACGAGUACGAACAGUACCUCGAGCGAUUCCACUUCAAGUUCCCUUGUCGAUUAUCAGUACUUGGGAAUCUCCAGGAUGAGGAGUCGGAACAUAUCCACCGAAAUUCUGGGUGAUUUCAGGACUGCCACACCGAAUGCGGAUAAGGAAAGUCUUGAAGGGGAUGAGGUGUCCACAAACAAUCAGGCUAGGCCUUACGCUUUGGCCACUUUGGACGGAACUAUUAUGCUUGUUAGGAAUGAGGUUAUACUUUGGGCUAUGGCUGUAGAUCACCAAAUCUUCGCAUUGACCAAACUGGAUGUGACAGGUACGGGUUCAGAUGACAUAGUCGUUUGUUCUUGGGACGGUCAGACAUACAUACUAGAUCAGGACAAGAAUUCCGUCAGAUUCCAUCUGGAACAACCUGUUCAGGCUUUCAACAGCGGUUAUUAUAAUUUAACACCCAAUGAACCACCAGUUACUUGUUUGGUUUAUGUCACCUUCAAAAAUACGGUCAUAAUCUACUAUGAUAUCCCGCUCCAUGAUCUCACAAUUAGGAAAUUUGAGCCUGAUCUAUCCUUGUUGGCAAUGAAAUUAAACGAAGAAGAAAAUGGUGCAGAGGAUAAGGUGAAGGAUUUCGAUAAAAAUACAAAAAAAUCACUUGUUAGUUAUUUAUUGUAUAAUUUGAAUUCUUGAAAUUAAGUACAAUUGUAUAAUUUUAUUUUAUACAAAAUGAUUCUCUAUAACCUAAAAGAUUUCAAUGAACAGAAAUGGUUUUAGUUUUAUACAAGAGAUCAUUUGUAAUUGGAAAAAAAUUAAAAAUGUACAUUAAAUACAAUAUGGACAAUAUGGGACUGUAAAUUUUGAAUUUUAAAUAAAACUACCUGUACAAGAAA